Molecule: messenger RNA, 1626 nt
Organism: Suhomyces tanzawaensis NRRL Y-17324
Lineage: Eukaryota; Fungi; Ascomycota; Pichiomycetes; Serinales; Debaryomycetaceae
Exons: 1
Coding region: 1-1626 (541 amino acids)
Biological process (GO): transport
Molecular function (GO): transporter activity
Source: RefSeq, a predicted model, not a curated record
AUGGCAUCCGCAUCCAACAUCCUUCCCUCGUGGAUCAUCUCGCUCUCCCUCUUUGCAUCCAUCAUCUCUACCCUCAUCAUCUUCCUCAGCAUAUACAUGCACCUCCGCAACUACAGAAAGCCGUUCGAGCAGCGUCUCAUGAUCCGCAUCCAGUUGAUCGUGCCGUUGUUUGCGUUGUCAUGCUACUCGAUGCUCACCAACCAGACGUCGCUCUUCAACCGUAUCGUGCUUGAGCCCGUCCGCGAGGUGUACGAGGCCUUCGUCAUCUACACCUUCUUCUCGCUCUUGACAGACAUGUUGGGAGGCGAGCGCAGCAUCAUCAUCAAGACCAGCGGACGUGAGCCUGUGGCGCAUCCGGGGUUGUUGCGGUACGUGUUGCCUCCAUUGGACAUCUCGGACUCGUUCACGUUUUUGGGCAUCAAGAGAGGUAUCUUGCAGUACGUGUGGUUGAAGCCAUUCAUCUGCUUUGCCACAGUGGCAUUGGAGCUCUGGGGGGUCUACGACGUCAAGCACAUCGGCCCAGGGUCGCUCUACUUCUGGAUGACCCUCCUCUACAACGCCAGCGUCACGUUGUCGCUCUACUGCUUGGCCAUCUUCUGGAAGAUCUUGUGGAACGACUUGAAGCCGUUCAACCCGGUGGGAAAGUUCUUGUGUGUGAAAUUGAUCAUUUUUGCCUCCUACUGGCAGGGAGUCAUAUUGGCCAUCUUGAGUGCGUUCCACUUAUUGCCAGCCAAAGGCGAGGAAAGCUCGGACGAGAGCAUCGGCUUGUGCAUCCAGAACGCGUUAUUGUGUGUUGAGUUGAUCGCUUUCGCCAUUGGCCACUGGUAUUCCUUCUCCUACGUGCCCUACACCAUUGCACACAUUCCCAAUGGCAGACUUAUCUUCCGCUACGCCUUCAAGGACAUGAUUGGAGUCAAGGACCUCUGGUACGACUUCAGAUUGACGUUCUAUGGCGAUUACUAUAAGGACUACAAGCAGUUUGACUCGGUAGAGGCCCUUAUUGCGCAUCCGGACUCUAAGGGAAGAAUGAGCAAAAUCAACCAGGGGUUGCGAUACCACUUCGACGGCAAGCAGAAGCACUGGCUUCCCAGCGACACUCUCUCGACGAAGAGCAUCGCUGGGGACGUGCGGAGCACCUCGGAAACAGCUGUUUCGAACUCAUCUCAGCUCCCUCACAUCCACUACCAAAGCAAAGACUACGCUCCUUCACUCAAGUCCUCUGGUGCCUCCACCAGAGGACUUUACUCGGCAUCGACCAGGAGCCAGAAUUCUCCCUCGCCAUCCACAGAAUUUCUUGCCGAGCCCGAGGUGCCUCCACAAACAAUAACUGAUAUCAUCAAGUCCGAUCCUCUCCUAGCUUCGAUCGACUACGAGGACGAACGUUUCGACGAAGACGAACAGCUCUACCAAAUAGCUACAGUGGACAUCAACAACUACAAUCUCAACCUGAACGAAGUCAAGAGAUUGUUGAACUAUCCUAUUGUGGACGAACUAAUCCAUGGACAUGCCUAUGGUUUCAAGGUGCAGAAGUUGAGAAGAGACAGACUCAAGAACUUGGCUCGAGGCCUGGAAGAGUCGAUCUUGCAAGCUAAUACGGAGUCCAAUCGCUACGGUAGCGUUGUAUAA